Molecule: messenger RNA, 1791 nt
Organism: Rangifer tarandus platyrhynchus (Svalbard reindeer)
Lineage: Eukaryota; Metazoa; Chordata; Mammalia; Artiodactyla; Cervidae
Source: the annotation of a GenBank genome assembly
AUGAGCAGUAAGAAGUGGGUAACCAGAGCUGCGCCAAGGAAGUCCUUCCCCAGAGCCAAGCCAUGGGCCCCUGCCGGGAAGCCCGGAGAGAGUCGCCAGCCGCAGAGGGAGACCGGCCCGCCGGCCACGGGGCGCGCGUCCCCCGAGCGCCCGGAGGCUCCUGCAGGGCCAACCAUGGAGGACCGAGCAGCCACCAUCAUCCAGUGUGCCUUCCGGAAACUCCUGGCGAGAAAGGAGCUGGCCCGCCGUCAGCAGGAGCACCAGGACUACCAGGAGCUGAUGGAGAAGCUGCAGAGGGAGGCCUUCGUGGCCCAGGUUCGGCGUGAGCAGGAGGCGGCCCGGCGACGGCAGGAAGAAGAGGCUGCGGCCGAGCGGCGGCGGCAGGAGGAGCGGCUGCGCGGGGCGCGCCUGCUGGAGGCGGCCUUCGACGGGAACCUGGGCGAGAUCCAGGCGGUCCUGCAGGAGGUGGACGAGCUGCUGACCCGCGAGGGCGUGGGCUGCGACGCUGCGGGGAUGGCGCGGCGGCUGCAGUGGCGCUUGGCCCUGGUGGACUUUGAGGACGGCGGUGGGAACACGCCACUGUCCGAGGCGGCGGCGGGCGGGCAGUCCCUGGCUAUCCAGCUGCUGGCCGAACAGGGCGCCAGUCCCAACAGCAAGGGCGCCUUCGGCCGGACCCCACUGUACCGAGCGGCCUUUGGGGGCUACCUGGAAGCCGUGGAGGUGCUUCUGAAGCUCGGAGCUGACCCCCGGAUAUAUGCGGACGACGGGAGCACCCCCGAGCAGGUGGCCUCGCUGGACACGGUGGUCAGCGUGCUGCAGUCGUGGGACCUGAGCCUCACAGACACCAUGCUCCGGAACAUGGAGGCUGAGCGGGAGCGCCGGGCACGGGAGGCCGCACGGCACAAGGAGGCGGAGGCCCAACGGUGCGGCGAGUGGGAGGCGGGGGGCUGGCCUGGGGCUGCUCUGACCGCCCCCCUCCACCACAGCAUGAACCUCAAAGUACAGCAGCUGGCCAAGAAGCAGCAGCAAUGUCACCAGCAGCUGCAGCAGGCCUACUGUGAGCUCAACCGGAGGAUCGCGGAGCAUGACAAGUGUGAGCGGAGGGGCGCGGGCCUGGCCGAACUCACACUGCAGGCCAUCAAGGAUGCAGAGGAGCAAGUGGACAGGCUCCAGCAGGAGGCCCAGAAGGCAGAGGAGGCGCUGGCCCUGGCCAGGCUGGAGCUGCGGGAGCAGACCCAGGAGGCGGAGGAGGAGGUGCCCGGGCUGAAGUGCCAGGUCAAUGAGCUCCACGAUGUGCUGAUGAAGGACGUGGGUGACCGCAUCCGCAGAGACGGCAGGUGGCCUCUUGUCAUCGACCCUUCGGGCCAGGCGGCCACCUUCCUGCGCUAUCAGGACACCAACUAUGUGGACGCCGUGAACCCCAACCACCUGCGGCCAGAGAGGAUCCGGCUGGCCCUGCUGGGGGCGCUCAGGUUCGGGAAGCCGCUGGUGUUUGACCUGCGCGAGGUGGAUCUGUUCCCGGCCGUGCAGCGGCAGCUGGAGGCGGUGCAGCCAGGCCUGGCGCAGGAGCUGCUGGGCCGCGGUCUGCUGGAGCAGGAGAGGUACCUGUCGCUGCUGCGGCCAACUGAUGGGCCCGAGUACUGCCCCAAUCAGUUCCAGGAGGCGCGCCUGCAGCACUUCCGCCUCUUCUUCGUCACCAAGGUUCGGUGGCCGCCGGCUGAGCAAAUGCAGGUCCUCCUGCCUGUGCGCGUGCAGCUGCCGGGCGGGGCCUCUAGUAGCCCUCUCCAAUAA